Messenger RNA from Nymphaea colorata (pocket water lily), 2566 nucleotides. RefSeq names its product protein VASCULAR ASSOCIATED DEATH 1, chloroplastic. The transcript is spliced from 19 exons. NCBI's taxonomy places the organism in Eukaryota, Viridiplantae, Streptophyta, Magnoliopsida, Nymphaeales, Nymphaeaceae. The coding region runs from base 216 to 2459 and encodes 747 amino acids. The record is from RefSeq and is a predicted model, not a curated record. Gene Ontology annotation, biological process: negative regulation of programmed cell death.
UGGCCUGGCGUUUCAGUUUUUUCUUCCACAACUACCAGUCAAUUUACCACCCAACGCUUUGGUGAUCUCGUAAAUACGGCAACAUCAAGGGCGUAACUUUUUUGACUUUGUGAAACAAAGAGUCAUCCUUCCCUCCGCCAGCAGUCCCCUUAACUCCCACUACAGUUUCUUGCUUCCGACUGACGGAGUUUCUUGAUUCCGACUGACGGAGAGAGAUGGCGACGGCCUCUCCGGUACGGACCAGCAGCAUGGCGAAAUCGGCGAGCUUUCCGGCUUCUGGGAUGCCCGAGAUCGCCCAGGUUCGGGAUUCUGGUGGCGUUCAGGCUGAUACGGACGCUUCUUCGGUGGCGUCUUCAGGUCCCGGAGAUAACGGAGACAGCAGGUCAUCCGAACAAGCCGUUCAGGUCCUCAAGGAGGUGGAAGUUGUUCCGUUGGCUGGCGUAACAGGUUGUUUUGAUGUGCUUUGGAUCAUGCUGAAUUGGGAGGGCUGGUCAGAGGCUGUCAUGAAGGCCGUUAGUCAUGGAGUAAAUUGUUUUGGCAUGUCUUUUUUAUCAUCGCGAAGUGAAGAGUAUCGGCAACUGUUCAGACUUCCUGCAGAGGAGGUCCUUGUUCAGGAUUUUAAUUGUGCUUUUCAAGAAAAUAUUCUUUUUCAGGGUCACAUGUAUUUAUUUGUGCGUUACAUUUGUUUUUACGCAAACAUAUUUGGCUUCGAGACAAAGAAAAUAAUACCUUUCAAUGAAGUUUCUUCUGUACAGAAGGCAAAGACAGCUGGACUUUUCCCAAAUGCCAUAGAAAUUGUUGCCAAUGAGAAAAAGUAUUUCUUUGCGUCAUUCUUGUCACGUGAUGAAGCAUAUCGUCUUAUUGUUGAUGGAUGGACACAUUGUUGUAAUAAUGCAAAAUAUGUGGUUGAUUGCCAGGAAACAAGAUCUGAAGUCAGCACUCCAGAAAAUAAAAUUGAUAUGUUUGAAAGACUUAAAAGUUUGACGCGUCCUAGUGGUUCGAGUAAUAAUUCUGUGGAUAGGAAUAAGGAAACAGCACUGGAAGAGCCUCAACAUGUUUUAAGCGAUAAAGAACCAAAUAAUCUGCCAACCACUGGGAAUGUCAUGGUAGUCCAGGAAAGUGAAUGCAUCAUGAAAGAUGGCCCUGAUCAAGCUGGGUCAUUACCAUCUGAGACAUUGGCAUGGAAACCAGAGGAUGUUGAUGCUCCAAGGAUACCUGAACACUAUAAGCUGGUUGCUGAAGCAAAGUUCCCAACCAAUCCCGAGGUACUUUUCAAGCUUUUCUUCUCAGAUGAUUCUGUCGACUUCUGUGGAACAUUUCAUAAGAAAUGUGGAGACAGAAGUCUAUGCCAGGCAGAGUCACAUGGCUUGAGUGGUGGGCAUGUGGCCAGUGCCCACAUAGGCAUAUACAUAUUAAAUGGAGGGAAAAGAUGGGGGUGGAGACUUGUUAUCAUCGAUUUAAGUGAUUUUCAAUGUGAUCCAUGGUAUAGGCAUCAACAAUUUGGACAUGUGCGUAAUGUCUCCUUCCAGCAUCCCAUCAAACUAUACCUAGGGGCGAAGUUUGCACAAUGCCAGGAAACCCAAAAGUUUCGUGUGUACAGAAACAGCCAUUUCGUUUUGGAGAUCUCGCAGCAGAUGAAUGACGCUCCGUACUCAGACUACUUCACUGUUGAGGGGAUUUGGGAUGUAGAAUGUGAUGAAAAUGAAGGAAAUAGUUGCAUUCUGCGAGUCUAUAUCAACGUUGAUUUUUCUAAGAAAACUAUUUGGAAAGGGAAAAUAGAGCAAGCAACUGCGGAAGAGUGCCGUGAAGCCUAUGCAAUUUGGAUCAAUUGUGUAAUCCUUACUGGGUUUUUGCCUUUCAUUUGUUGUAAUAUUUCAAUUUCUUUUGAGCUUCACUGGAAUUACUUGUUACAGGCACAUGAAAUAUUGAAGAAGGAUGAAAAUCUUAGGCUGCGAGAAGGCCCUCCAAUCAUAGUGAAUAGAAGUAUCCAGCAUGAGACAUUUCGUGCUAAAAGAAGCUUGGUGCCUGAAUUAGCCAAUGAUCUGAACAGGGAUGUCUCUCCCCGACACAAAAGGAGUCGGGAAGCAACUGAUACCACAUCUAUGAUUUCUCUACUCAAAGAAUCUAGCAACUCUUUCAUCUCUUAUUUGAAAGGUCAAAGCAACUUAUUCUGGUUUGCAGUUGUGGUCCUUGUUGCGACCUUCUUUAUUGUGCAACUGAGCAUCGUCUUUCUUCUGAUGAGGGCACCUAGAGUCCAUCAAUUGCCACAAGAGAGCCUUUAUUCGAGUAAUCUUGGAAGCAACAGCAGGGCAGAGGCGAUAUCUUGGUUGGAGAGGCGGCUGUACUAUCUCAAGGAAGAAAUGCUAAUGGUGGAAGCACGCAUGGAGAGUAUGCAGCAUGAGUACUCUUCUCUAAAGGCUCAUCUUCAAAGACUUGAACGCCUGCGGCCAAAAUCUUGAAUAUGUAUAUACUAAUAUUGGUGGGCUUUUGCCUGUAAAUUCUCCCGCUUUCCCUAGUUUUAGUUUAAAGGGAGGGCAUUUUAUUUGGAUUCUGAAACGUUGGUUUA